Molecule: messenger RNA, 938 nt
Organism: Myotis davidii
Lineage: Eukaryota; Metazoa; Chordata; Mammalia; Chiroptera; Vespertilionidae
Gene: N4BP2L1
Product: NEDD4 binding protein 2-like 1
Exons: 4
Coding region: 16-609 (197 amino acids)
Source: RefSeq, a predicted model, not a curated record
UUUUCUGUUACAACAAUGCAAGGUCAUAAAACAAUCUCUUCUUCCCCCGUUUCCAGACAAUUGCAACACGACUUUCCCAGGGCCCUGAUUUUCAGCACGGAUGACUUUUUCUUCAGGGAAGAUGGUACCUAUGAGUUCAAUCCAGACUUCCUAGAGGAGGCUCAUGAAUGGAACCAGAAAAGAGCAAGAAAAGCAAUGAGGAAUGGCAUAUCCCCCAUUAUUAUUGAUAAUACCAACCUCCACGCCUGGGAAAUGAAGCCCUAUGCAGUCAUGGCACUUGAAAAUAACUAUGAAGUUAUAUUCCGAGAACCCGAGACUCGCUGGAAAUUCAACGUGCAAGAGUUAGCCAGAAAAAACAUUCAUGGAGUCCCAAGAGAAAAAAUACACCGAAUGAAAGAACGGUAUGAGCACGGUGUUACCUUUCAUAGUGUGCUUCGCGCAGAAAAACCAAGCAGAGCGAACAGAAGCCAGGACAGGAGCGGUGCAUCGCCUUCCAAUGGGGCAGGAUACUGGAAUACCUACGCAGAGUUUCCAAACCGGAGGGCUCCUGGGGGCUUUACACAUGAGAGCCCCUUUAACAGAAGAGGCGGUUAUCACCAUGGAUAUUAGAGGCUGAUCUUACAGGCAGAGUUUUCCUAAAUCAGUUUUUACUUCGAUUUUUGGUAUUUAUUCUUUGUUCAGUUUUAACCAGAGCUCUAAUUCCAGUGUAAAUAGUCGAACCUGAACGUUUUUGAGCAGACGUCAUCAUAUUCAUCCUCAACAGGCAUUUGUUAGUGAUGCUCUAUGCAUGGCCUGAUGCUGGGAGUUCUGCAGGUUUGGUUAGACCGAGUCACUCUUUCUAGGAAAACAAUUAAUUUGAAGAUGAAACCUGAGAAACAUACCCAAGAAUGUAAUCAAUUAGUCACAUAGGUUCAUAAAUAAAGUGUUUACAGUAUAUA